AUGCCAACAGCAGCAGCAGCAACAGCAGCAGCAGCAGCCCAUCUUGCCUGCAGAAGAGCCUCUCUGUUGCUCUGUAAGAAAUGCUUCAAAACGCCUUUGCUGUCUUUUGUCUCUGACUGCAGCAGCGCCGUCAGCAGCAACUCAAUCUCCUCGCCCGAAAGCGGGUGGGCUAGCUGCAGCAGCAGCAGCGGCAACAGCAGCAAGGAUUGCGUUCACGGCCAAAAUGAGAGAAGCCGCAUAAAAACAGCUGCAGCGACCUGGACCCUUAAAUUGCUGCAGCAGCAGGGCGCAGUAGACACAGCAGUAGCAGCAACAGCAGCAGCCGCAAAAGCAGCAGCAACAGCAGCAAUACCUCCGGCGCCCGGAAGAGGUUUAGUGCAGCCACAACUCUGGGGCCGCUCAUGGCAGCAGCAGCCUGCUGCUUUAUUGUUGCAGAGUUGUCUGCAGCUUUCUCCUUCGCGCUUGCAGCCCUGCAGCAGCAGCAGCAGCAGCAGUAACAGCAAAACUACGCACAGCUGCAAAUGCUUCGCCCAUAUUCACUGGCGAACAAAACCGUGA
This is a messenger RNA of Eimeria tenella, 558 nucleotides long. RefSeq lists its product as uncharacterized. The coding region runs from base 1 to 558 and encodes 185 amino acids. The record is from RefSeq and is a predicted model, not a curated record. NCBI's taxonomy places the organism in Eukaryota, Apicomplexa, Conoidasida, Eucoccidiorida, Eimeriidae. The transcript has a single exon.